UUAGUAAGAAAAUUGGGAGCUUAUUUUAGAUUAUUCGUUUCUGACUUGCUAUGGCAGGAAUCAAAGUAUAAUAUGCUCUUACCCUUGCAAUUUCACUGGAGCUGUUAUAUAGUGGUAUACACUCAAUAUAUGGGAUGGGGGGGUCAAAAAACAAUACGAUCUUAUUGGAGAAACUAUUUUGAGCAAACUGAUGGUCUCGUAUGAGUAGUUGACAGUUCAGAUCUUAGAGGAUUAGAUGACUGCAAAAUGGAGCUCGAUAAUCUUUUAAAGGAAGAGAGGCGAUCAGCAUCAUCCUUAUUGAUACUAGCAAAUAAGCAGGACAUAAAAGGUUCCCUUACUCUAGAAGAAAUUUCCAAGGUUUUGAACUUGGAGGCUAUGGAUAAAACUCGACACUGGAAUAUUGUUGGCUGCAGAGCAUACACGGGUGAGGGACUGCUUGAGGGAUUUGAUUGGUUGGUCCAAGACGUUGCCUCUCAGAUCUAUGUGCUUGACUAAUGCCUGGUCUCAGUAAUUCUGAUUUUGGUAGUGGGCUUGAGUCAUCUUUUCAGUGAACACUAGACAAUCAUCCACCAGCAGUCAACUUUCCAGUUUGUGUUACAGUAGUAUGGGUGUGUGUAUGUGUCUGUGUCUUUACACAUAAUGAGUCAUUGUUUCAGAAACGGGAUCAACUGUGAGACUCAUUACUGACUGAAAAUUGCAACUUUGUUACCAUUUUGAAGUUCAAAAUUUGAGUAGUAAUCAACAUUUAUUCUUUUUCUCA
Messenger RNA from Rosa rugosa (rugosa rose), 760 nucleotides. RefSeq names its product ADP-ribosylation factor-like protein 2. Lineage: Eukaryota; Viridiplantae; Streptophyta; Magnoliopsida; Rosales; Rosaceae. Gene Ontology annotation, biological process: protein folding. The transcript has 4 exons. The coding region runs from base 247 to 495 and encodes 82 amino acids. The record is from RefSeq and is a predicted model, not a curated record. Gene Ontology annotation, cellular component: cytoplasm; microtubule cytoskeleton. Gene Ontology annotation, molecular function: GTP binding; GTPase activity.